AGCAAGUUGUCCGAUUUCUCUUGCAACAUGUGCGGUGAUGAAUGCACUGUCAGUUGCCUUCCCAUAACAAGCUCCGUUAGCUCAUCGUUUACCUAGGAGAUGUACUCAAAAUCUGGAAAACGAAUAGAGGAACUGUCUGUUUCCCUGGCGGUCAUAUUCGAAAGGAAUGAAUCCGGACGUCCUGCUAUUCUGCUGUGCUAUCGCAGCGGCCCUGAUCUGUACCCUCUUGGCGAUAGGCUCCCUCAAGCUAUUUCUUUGGCUUGAUGACAGAGCUGAAGGGAGGGGUAGGCUAGCACGGAUUGGCGUGGAUGUCUCUGCCAGCGUGUACAUCUUAUCUGCGUGCCUCAUGAUGCUCCUCACCGCGUACAUAAUGGACUCCUUCGCCGACAUUCCAGGCAAUAAGAGAUAUAGAAGAAGGGAGGAGGAAGAAAUGAAGAAAAAGGUACGAGACCUGUUCGAGUCGUUUCCUUCAGCGAGUUACACGGGUCAAGGGAUCGGGUCACAACAUGGGGACUGUGCAAUUUGCCUGGGGGAAUUCAUAGAAGGUGAGCCCUGUUGGGUCCUUCCCUCAUGUAAACAUACCUUUCAUUCUUCCUGCUUUGAUCGCUGGUUGAUGAUUCAUUUGUAUUGCCCUACGUGCCUUAGCUCUCUUUUGCCUGUAUGAAUUGACUUGCUCAUAAUCAGAAAUGUAAUAUGCGGA
Rhodamnia argentea is the source of this 700-nucleotide messenger RNA. Its product is annotated as RING-H2 finger protein ATL34-like. The transcript is spliced from 2 exons. The record is from RefSeq and is a predicted model, not a curated record. NCBI's taxonomy places the organism in Eukaryota, Viridiplantae, Streptophyta, Magnoliopsida, Myrtales, Myrtaceae. The coding region runs from base 167 to 664 and encodes 165 amino acids.